Molecule: messenger RNA, 483 nt
Organism: Rotaria sp. Silwood2
Lineage: Eukaryota; Metazoa; Rotifera; Eurotatoria; Philodinida; Philodinidae
Source: the annotation of a GenBank genome assembly
AAUAGUGUUUCAGGAAUUCUUGUAGCUGGUACUGGCAUAUUCGGUUCAAAUCUGACGCAUCUUUAUGGUCCACGUGGUGUAUGGGUAGAUGGUAAUGGAGAUUUAUUUGUUGUAGAUUCUGAUAAUCAUCGUGUAGUGAAAUGGUCAAUGAAUGCAACAAGUGGUAUUCUUGUAGCUGGUGGAUUUGGUCGAGGACCAUUCUCAACUCAAUUGAACAGUCCAACUGCAAUUAUCAUGGAUGGCUAUGGUAACAUGUUUAUUCUCGAUGCGGGUAAUCAACGUAUUCAACAAUUUACACCUGGAAAUAAUGUUGGUAUUACAAUUUUUGAUGGAUCUUAUAACAGUGGCUUCGGUUUGAAUGCUCAGAGUAUGGGAAUGGAUUCAUUUGGAAAUCUAUACGUUGCUGAUUUUAAUAGUAUGCGCAUUCAAAAGAUCAAUCUUGUAUCAAGUAGUUUAUGUACAGGUAUGUUAUGUGAUGGAUAA